UAUCCAGCGUGAUACGCAUGCUUUUUCACUCCUUCGAAAAGUUCCGGUUUGGAAAUGACGGCGAGAAAACUCGCUAGUCGGGUCCCUAAACUAUUGGACUAACAACGAAAGACAGGUUGCUACACAAGUUGCUUGAAUUUGGAAAAACAACAUUCAUUACAAGCGUAAUAUUUGAAUUUCAAUCACUGAUCCAGCCCUUGGUAAGAACCGCUGAUUGCUCCUGGCAGAUUAAUGACAUGCAUAUGUGUGUUUUAGAGAAAGAGCCGUCGAUAUUUCGUGGUGAAAUUUGCUGCCUACAACGGAGUUUCGUCCUUAAAGCGAAGUGAUGUUCUCCUCGCCUAAACUCUUACGAUGAGAGCCCUUCUUUUAUGUGUUAUUUCGUCCAUAUAUUUGAACACUUACAAUUCUGUUUACGGGGUCGAGACUACAUCAAAUCCAUCUUCCACAUCAAGCGAGCAGUUCACAGUUCCGAAACCAGCGAUCAUAUUUUUGGGAUUUCUCGGAGUAUGCCUCGUAGUUGUGUUUAUCUUGUACAAGAUUCUCCACUCUGAUAUUUGUAAACUCGAUCGUAAUAAAUUGGCCGGUGUAAGUCAAGCUGAAUAUGCAGAACUUGGAAAAUCUGCCGCAUUUGAGGAAGAAUCCCACGACGAAUCAGAUAGUGUGGAUUACAUUGAACAAGAAACUACUGCAAGCGAUAGGAGUGAUGACCGUCCAAUGCAUAGACCUGCGCCAUACGUCAAGAGCAGGAGCCUGGGUGACCUGUUCGCUGAGAAACCAAGUCAGCCUACUGCGCCUCAGAGGAAGUUCACUCAAUGGGAGAGACCGUCUAUAGAAGCUGUCAAAGCUGCAAGCCAUUUGAAUGUCCUCUCUGCUUACGGAGAUACAGGCGGUAGUCAGCGCGUUCGGAAGAAGUCGCGCAAGGAAUCACGAGGGGAUAUUACUUGUGUAGCAAAACUACAAGUUUCUGUCGCAUUUGCGCAGACGGCCCAGAGAUUAGAAGUGACCAUCAUCCGAGUGCAAGACUUCCCCGAGGCAUUUUCCGCGAAUAGCGCUACUUCGGCAAUGUCAAUCCAUCUGACCCUGAUGCCGUCGAAGCGAUAUCGAUUUAAAACGAAGACGAAGGCAACUUCCGAUGUCACAAUUAAUGAGACAUUUGUCAUGCGAGGCGUAAGUGCCAACGAAUUAAUGGACAGCAGUUUACGCUUCCGAAUUUACGCGCAGGGUUCAAUGAAGACGGGCAGGCUACUGGGAGAAACACAAACCCACGUAACAGACUUCGACUUGGAUGAUAUAGCCUCAACUAUGUGGAUUAUGGUACCACCAGCUGAGGAACAGAAAAAAUCGUCUUCUAAACAAAGAAAGUAAUACAUUGACGUCACAUGCAUUGGAUAAAUAGUCGCGCGUAAGUGUUUUAGUUGAUUAGUCUUUCACCUGUCAUCUUUUAGUCUUCACCAGCUGCAGGUUCUUAGAGCGGAGGCGAGUAACCUCUUAAAUUAAGUACAAAUCAAUGGAGACUUGGGUCUCCCAGAGCUGAGAACAACUUGAGCCUUUUGAGAACAGUAGACGGGGAGGCCAAUUAUAUCUCACAACAUGAUAGAAAUCUGUUUUCACUUUACAAAAGGACACAUCCUGAAUUCUUAAACAUCUUCUGCUGGCAAGAAUUAGCCUUAAGUUUGUAUCACCCUUCCUGAGGAACCAUAAAUCGGCCUCUCUAUUCUUCAAUGACGUCAUAAAUUAAUUGCCCACUGUAGUCGUUCCAAAGGUAAAAAGAAACGGGAAACGUUACACUGGUUGGUAAUCGAUCAAAAGGAAAUUUUCGAGUGUUUUUAAAUGAAAAAAAAAAAAGUCAAAAUUUUUUGUCGUUCCAGUUUAAACGUAGAACUCAAUCGACAAAGUAGGACUUCAGGCUUCACUAGACCAUGACAUUUAAAGCGUGCGGUUUGAUGACGUAUGCCGAGGAAAGUUUCCUUGUUUGAAAUAUGAUGACGUCAUGUCUUUUUUCACGAUCAUUUUUUUAUUUCUCUGUUGAAAAAGCCAGAGUCUUCUCAAAAGACCGCCUUUACCUUUGAUUUGUG
Messenger RNA from Pocillopora damicornis (cauliflower coral), 2075 nucleotides. RefSeq lists its product as uncharacterized. Gene Ontology annotation, molecular function: phospholipid binding. Lineage: Eukaryota; Metazoa; Cnidaria; Anthozoa; Scleractinia; Pocilloporidae. The record is from RefSeq and is a predicted model, not a curated record.